AGAUACAUACCUCGUACCUUCCUCUUCCUCUUGCACGGACAAUAAAACCCCUCCUGUGCCCACUCCCGCCUUCUCUCUUCCUCCAUCGCCCUGCCAGACGUCAUCAGCUUUGGUCCCGCUACACCAACACUCACGCCACACAUCACAACCAUAAACACGACUACAAACACUCAUAUCCAUAUCCAUACCCAAACAAUCGUCAAUCCGCCAACAUGCCUGAAGGUGCAGCUCCCAGUCGCUACAACCCAUUCGCCCGUCGUGAGGAGCAUACUGGCCAGUCCAUCCUCCUCCUCAAGAUCACCACACUGAUCUCCUACCUGCUCCUCUUGGUCACCGCCUUCUACUACAAUUUCAACACCCCGCACGAAGGUCACCACCCAUGGCGCACCAUCUGGGGUCAGAACAGGCCCACCCCCUUCGCCUUGAAUAGCAUCAUGGUCAGCAUCUACUGGAUUGUUCUCUUCAUCCUCCAGCUCGUCUACGCCUGGUCUCUCUACUCCUCCAACACCGUCUACGUAAACGCUGCUGCCAACAUUGGCGCCCACUACAUUGCCAACAACCUCCUUCUCUUCGGCUUCAUCCAUCUCUGGGUCCGCUCCCACUUCUGGCUCGCCGAGUUGUUGCUCAUCAUCAACUUCUUCAACUUGAGCAUCACCUACUUCCGCCACUCCACCACCCCCAGGCUCAUUCACAUCGGAACCGUCAGCGGCCCAUUGGCAUGGAACUUUGUUGCUCUGUACUGGGUUGGCGCUCGUGCGGCCUUCAACAACCGCCUUCCUGAGAGGAUCGUCGGCAACAUCUUCAUCUGGGGAUACCUCGCCUACGGCACCUUCUUCCUUGCCGCAUUCAAGGACUACACCAUUGGAUUUGAGCUCUCCUAUCUCUCUUUCGCAACCGCAGUCGGCCAGUUCCUCACCACGAUCCCCGUCCUCCAACUCCAGUGGAUCUUUGCUUUCACCAUCGGUGGCCUGCUCUUCCUUCUCUCGCUUGCCGUAGCCUCUGGUCGAUCCAGCCCCUUCAAGCGUGGAGAGAUUGUUUCGGAGGAUCGUGAGCGUGCCCCUCUGCUUGCCGAUGAGUAAGCUGUAGUUGCAGAGUGAAGCUCAAUUCUGUGCAUUGGAUCUGUCCAUCACAGAAAUAGCAUAUUGCAACUGUCAGCCUUGAAAUAUCCUCUACUCUCCCUCCACCAAUCCGCCUGUCGUUCC
Aaosphaeria arxii CBS 175.79 is the source of this 1202-nucleotide messenger RNA. Its product is annotated as DUF1774-domain-containing protein. Lineage: Eukaryota; Fungi; Ascomycota; Dothideomycetes; Pleosporales. The coding region runs from base 213 to 1079 and encodes 288 amino acids. The record is from RefSeq and is a predicted model, not a curated record. The transcript is spliced from 3 exons.